Molecule: messenger RNA, 432 nt
Organism: Magnolia sinica
Lineage: Eukaryota; Viridiplantae; Streptophyta; Magnoliopsida; Magnoliales; Magnoliaceae
Product: histone H2A-III-like
Exons: 3
Coding region: 1-432 (143 amino acids)
Cellular component (GO): nucleosome
Molecular function (GO): protein heterodimerization activity; structural constituent of chromatin; DNA binding
Source: RefSeq, a predicted model, not a curated record
AUGGAGGCACAACAGCACUUUGAUGAGUUUGAUACUAAUUACAAAGAAGAAGUGGCGGUUGUUGAUGAGAUACAUUCGGGGAGCUUCAAAGGAUUCAAUCUACAUGAAGACACUUUUGGGGUUGGAACUGGUGCUCCUGUCUAUUUGGCUGCAGUUCCUGAGUACUUGGUAGCUGAGGUUUUGAAGCUGGCUGGGAAUGCUGCUAGAGACAAUAAGAAGUCCCACAUCAUUCCAAGGCAUGUUCUUUUAGCUGUGAGAAAUGAUGAAGAGCUUGGGAAAUUACUAGCUAGUGUGACAAUUUCAAGUGGUGGUGUUUUGCCAAACAUAAACUCUGUUCUCUUGCCUAAGAAGUCUAAGAAAGGGAAGUCUAAGGAAGCUUCAAAAUCUCCAAAAAAAAAAAGGAUUGAUUGGGUUGGGAUGAAUGCUUUUUAA